CUCUUUCGCACCUAGCCUACUUGCAUGGUUUUAGGAGGUGGAAGGAAACGAGAGAACCCGGACGAAACCCAUACAGACACAGAGAGAACAUGCAGAACUCCACACAGACACUAUCAUCAUCAUCAUCAUCAUUAUCAGUGCAUCAUUACAUCACUAUAAUCUUCUUCUUCUUCUUCUUCUUCACAGCAUCGUCACCACUGGAUCACAUGGAGCUGUUAAAUGAUGUAAAGCCCUUCCUCCCACGCGGCGCACCUGAGCAGGAUGUCUGAAAGCACUCACAACUUAGUGUGAGGGCGCAGAGUCUUUACAGCCCUCAGUGUGAAGCUUCCACACGGAUCAUCCAGCAUAAAAUCACUCGGCAUCCACUGGAUCAGCAUCAAGAAAAAAAUAUAAUCAGAAUACAUUAUCGAGAGCAACGUUUAUUUGUGACUUUCCAGGAUUCGCAGCAGUGCGUCAGGAGACGGAGAUGUGAGCUGCUCCUGCUCAGACAUGGGGUAGAUCUUCCAAAAAAAAAGCAUGGAUGCAGAUGUACCGAAUUAAACAAGGUUCCCCUGAUGUUUGGGUGAAGAAGACGUCCUUGUUUGGACUGCAGAAAAGUUGUCCAUGUCGACGAGGUUUCAGGAUGAAGAACCUGAGCGAGCCGAACAGCACCGCGCGGCCGCCGCUCAUCACGGCGCACAACUUCCCUGCGCUCAUAUUCGGCAUCUUUCUCAUCGUAGUCACCAUCUGCGGCAAUAUCCUGGUCUGUCUUAGUGUUUGCAGGGAAAAGGCUUUAAAGACCACGACCAAUUACUUUAUCGUGAGUCUGGCUGCGGCUGAUCUUCUGCUGGCUGUCUUAGUGUUGCCGCUGUUCGUUUACGCCGAGUUUCAGGGUGGUGUCUGGUCCUUGGACACGGUUGUCUGUGAUGGGCUGAUGGCUAUGGAUGUGAUGCUGUGCACAGCCUCUAUAUUCAACUUGUGUGCGAUCAGCGUUGACAGGUUCAUCGCAGUGUCUGUGCCACUGAACUACAACCGAAGGCAUGUGGAUCAUCGGCAAAUCAUCCUACUCUCAGGCACCUGGCUCCUUGCCCUAGCUGUGGCUUCCCCCAUCAUUUUUGGUAUAAACAAUGUCCCGAACCGUGACCCGACAGUUUGCAAGCUGGAGGAUGACAACUAUGUAGUGUACUCUUCCGUCUGCUCUUUUUUCAUCCCCUGCCCCAUUAUGCUUCUGCUGUACUGUGGCAUGUUCCAUGGCCUCCGCCGCUGGGAGGAGGCCCGUAAGGCCAAGCUGAAGAAGAGCAUCCAGGCCUGCCGUAAGCUUCAGCACGCCGCCGCCGCUGCUGCUCUUCCACCGCUGGCAGCCUUGCCAACCCCUAUGCCUGUGUUGCCUCGUGUCAUCCAGCAAGACCUGGCGCAGUGCAACGUGGACGAGCUAGAUGACGACAUGCAGCCCAGCUGCCCCUUACCGCCGGAGUACAAUAACAGCACCAUUCAGACUAUUGCCUACACUGAGAUUCAGAACACAGCCCAAAGAAAGAAGAGGGCCAAGAUCAAUGGUAGGGAGCGGAAAGCCAUGAAAGUCCUACCUGUCGUCGUGGGUGCCUUCCUUUUCUGUUGGACUCCAUUCUUCGUGGUUCACACGACACGGGCCCUGUGUGAAACAUGUGAAAUCUCACACUACCUAAUGAGCACAGUGACAUGGCUGGGUUACGUGAACAGUGCGCUGAACCCCAUCAUCUACACCGUCUUCAACACUGAGUUCCGCAGAUUUUUCCAGAAGUUUCUACACAGCACCUGCUGUUACUCAGCUAGCAGAAUGGAUGAAAAUAUAAUGAUGCCAUGAACUAUUGUAAAGAAUGAGCAUAGUGGAUAAAAAAAUAAGACAUUUGUAUGCACAUUUAUAAGGCGGUGCCAGUUAUUAUGUACACUGGCAAUGAAGCUAUACACACUGGCCAUUUUAUCAGGUCCACCUACCAAUAAUAACCAAUAAUAAUGUAUCUGAUGGUAUGCAGAAUUUGUCAGCUGCCCUUUACUCUGCCUAUAGAUAUUAUUCUCAGUGCAGCAGUGGUGAUGGUCUUGUGGUGGUACUUCAGUGAUGCAGCAGGGGUGAAAGGGGAGCUGACAGCUGGUUAAAUAUGUGGAAGGUUUACCUGAUAAAAUUGAUAAAGACUAUAAGAAUGGAGCAGGUGUUCUAAGCAUCGACUUAGUGUAAGUAAUCCCAUUGUAUUACUUUCUGUGUUCCUCUUUUUCUAUAUUGGACUGUUGCCAAUAUUUUAUAUGCCUUCGAAUGUAUAUACAAAAUGUAUAUUUGGCCAUUGAAUUAAAUGUGCCUAAUAUUUACGAAGUCCACAUUUCAUGUGGAGAUCAUUUUAAGUAAAGAUACAUAUGAUGUAUACUCAUCUGAUGACUGAGAUUUGUUUUAUUUGAGAUGAGGUUCAUGGUACCACCGCAGUACCACAAUUUUGGCCUCACCUGUUAGU
Messenger RNA from Pangasianodon hypophthalmus (striped catfish), 2459 nucleotides. It is a transcript of the gene drd4b, whose product is annotated as dopamine receptor D4b. Bases 521 to 1822 code for a protein of 433 amino acids. The record is from RefSeq and is a predicted model, not a curated record. NCBI's taxonomy places the organism in Eukaryota, Metazoa, Chordata, Actinopteri, Siluriformes, Pangasiidae. The transcript has 4 exons. Gene Ontology annotation, cellular component: plasma membrane. Gene Ontology annotation, molecular function: G protein-coupled receptor activity; dopamine neurotransmitter receptor activity, coupled via Gi/Go. Gene Ontology annotation, biological process: adenylate cyclase-inhibiting dopamine receptor signaling pathway; adenylate cyclase-activating adrenergic receptor signaling pathway.